Mizuhopecten yessoensis (Yesso scallop) is the source of this 6270-nucleotide messenger RNA. RefSeq lists its product as uncharacterized. The record is from RefSeq and is a predicted model, not a curated record. The coding region runs from base 548 to 2530 and encodes 660 amino acids. The transcript has 18 exons. NCBI's taxonomy places the organism in Eukaryota, Metazoa, Mollusca, Bivalvia, Pectinida, Pectinidae.
UACUUGUUUGUACUAUGUCAACACGGGGAUAUGUUUGGUUAGAUAGGUAGGCACUGUUUGUUCUGUAGCGAAGGCGUGUUUCAAUGAUUGACCAUCGUAGAAAAUGGGAAGUGACCAAGGACUAAUAUUUAAAUACCCAUACCUCUCCUGUCCAUCUACUACGGCUACCUGUCAUGGAUACUUAGCUUUUGUUCAAGUACCAGAACCAAACAGGAGGACUUUCAAAGGUGUGUGUGUGUUUGAGUUGAAAGGAAACUGGAAGUUGAAUCUACUGAAGAAGUACACAAUUAUUGUUUAAGCAAACAGUCUGCGUCAACACUUUCUAUUUUAGUAUUGUAAAAUGCGAUCGUGUGUCAAGGAACUCGACGCUUUCGAUUUGUGGCGAUGCGGAAUUAUAUUUCACAUCAUUUUCAUCUGGAUUUAGUUUGCUAUAUUCAGAUCAAUAGUGAAGCGACAAUAGUGAAUAUACAGCAGUAAAAGAGUGAUACUUACUUUUCAAUACCAUUAUCAAUAAUAGUAUACAUAGCAAGUUUUUUACGACACAACCAUGAGAAAAUUAGCGGAAGAGAUUGUCGAUAGAGGAUUAUAUGAAGUUAACCUGACAGCUUUGUUUCUCGGAGCAUUGCUUCCAGUGGAAAAGAGACAUGUUCGUCCUUUGGUGAGGUUCCGGAGGAUAGCCCGUCUAGCUUUGAUAUGUUGCAGACUCUGUCAACAAAGCAAGGACAGCGUGGAUGCUUCCAAGGCGGAGUACUUGUCAGUGAUACAGGUGUCCCAGGAUUACGCCCAGCUGGAUAGAGGCGGACUGUUCUUCGACCCUAGUGACUUCAAAGCCAACAAACAAAUACGAAUGCCACAAGAAGCUAGGCGAAUUCUGCAUGAUAUCCCACAUAAAAGAGCGAAAAGGGAUAUUGAUUAUCUCCGUAUCGUUCUAAGAGGAAUCAAAGCAUUUGCUGAAUAUCCAAAGAAGAUGCAGCGACAGCUUUGUCAGGUCGGCUGGUUCGAAUCGUACGAACCUCGGCGUGCGAUAAUUCGUCAAGGUCACCACCCACAUUCGUUCUACUUCAUUCUCAACGGAACAGUAAUUGUUACGGCAUUUGACAAAGACAAUGGUGGAACCAAACUAUUGGUCAGUCUUCACAGGGGAAUGUCUUUUGGGGAACUAGCUGUAAUCUCCCAGAGUAAGAGACAGGCCACUGUCAGUACACAGACUGCCACAGAGCUGCUCUGUAUAUCCGGCGAGGACUUCGAAGAAAUCUUCAUGGCGGGUGGUAAAAAGACUGUGACCGACCCCGAUCACAACUCCUUCAUCAAGAACAUACGGUUUCUGAAGAAUUGGCCUGUGCAUCUUCUUGCCCAAAACCCGAAUGCAUGCAUGUUCCAUUAUUUCAACCGAGGCCAAGUGCUGGUCCGUGACAGUAAUCAAUCUGAGUGGAUUUACAUAGUUAAAUCGGGAAGCUUAUCAGUAUUAAAGAAACUAAAAGAGGUUUUGCCACAAACGGAAGAGGAAAUCUUGUUAUCAAAUCCUAAUUUUAAAAAGAAAAAAGAUAAAAAGCGAAAACCAUACGGCACAUGGCAGCGGCGAUCUCACCAAAAGAGGCAGCGAAGUGUCACGUUAUCUUCCCGGGAAUCGGGAUCAGAAUCUACAAAGUCCUGGAAGGAAUGGGAGUCGGAACCGGAAGUGUACAAAUCUCAAUACGAAAUGGAGAGGCGAUUGGAACGGAGUUUGCCUGGUUUGAACAACCCCAGCGAAAGACUGGGCGUCCUUAACUACGACUCAAUCAUUGACACGCACAAGGCCAGGAUUGCUGGCAGCAAGCGUUCUGGCGAAGACGACGACGGUUUCAAAUUACCUCCCUUGCCAAAUGAAGAUGUACUCUCUAAAGACAAUUACAAUAAAGAUGAAGAGAAAUCUGAGAUCAGUAGUCAAAGGGUCCGGCUACCAGAUAUACGUAAAACAUCAAAGGGAGCAUAUUUAUCUUCUGGUAAGCCUAAUAGAAAAAUCAGUAAGAAGGAACACGAUCAAAAUAUUCAAAAAGAAAUUCAGAAGAGAGAGCAAGAAUUAUGGAUGAAGAAAGCAACUCAGGAAGAAGGCAGGAAAACGAUAGCGGAGGAGUUUGAUAACAAGCCACCAACAGAUUAUAAACUCACAGAGGCUGAUCUUCAUCCCAUGUUUAUUCUAGUCAAAGUCCUGGAAAGGGGGCAAUACUUCGGUGUUCACAGUGUCAUUGGAACGGAGCUACAGCCGACCUUCAGCGUCGUCAGUAACGGUGCUGAAUGUAUUAUGAUCUCAAAGAAAUUCUUCAAAGAAAAAUCCACCGAUUCUGUCAGACGCAAUCUUGAAGAAUGUGAAAGUCGGUUCCCUCCUGACGAGGCCUUACAGAGAUCUUUACAGAGCUACGUUAACUGGCAGGCCGACAGAAAGAAAAUGUAUCUCACUGUCGUGAAUGAUAAACAGAAGAGAAAAGAAAAACGACGCCAAUAUUUGCCACAAUACACCGGUCAAUAUUGCUUUCGGACAGGUCCAGUAUGAUUAGGUCAUUAACCGUGACGAGAAUUUCUUUUCAUCAACAAUAGAAAGAGAUAAGUAUGAUUCAUCUUUGCACCGAGGGCAGUGUCACAGAAGAGCACAGUUAUCAAAUGUGAUACUGAUAACUGUAACUUAACAACGAUAUUGUGAUUAUUGAAGUAAUCAUAGCAUGAAAAAUGACCUGACCCGCACAGGCUUGGAACUGGUUAUAAAGUCACGUGGCAAUAAGGAAAAUGAGGCCAACUCUAUCAAUGUCAACGAAGAAGCAAUACAUUAUGGCUGUUAUUUUGAUAUACGUACUGCAUUGUUCUACAUAGAAAUAUACACACUUACAUCGAAGUGACAGUCAAUUUCAGCUAUUCAAAUUGUUUUCUGCAGACAAUCUAGAGCCACUGAUGAGAUUUAUUGAAGACAGAAGUAGGUCACGCCACGUCAAUGAGUAGAUACAGGCAGAUAACUGCAUUUAUAUUAAGGGAAAAUAUGUAAAUAAAUAACGUCUGUAUUCUUUAUGAAUCAAGAAGAUGGAAUCUACACGACAAUAUAGGGAUUUAUAAAUGCAUGGCAAUAUAUAACGCGGGACUCAAUAUGCAUAGAAACGAGGGACAAAUGGGUUCUGUAAUGAUAACAGUUCCACAGAGAAUUCCAUUCUAGUCUUGCUACAGAUUCUGGAAACAAACCGAACUAGUACAAGGGUGCAGUUCGGCAAACAGUGUAUGGAUUUUUAUAAAGAAUUUAACCCAGCUAAAAUAAGCCGGUAAUAUUUAUAAUACGGUCGUUUCACUAUCAAAUGUAUAAGCUUUCAGAUAGGCAAUGUUUAUCUGUAACAAAGACUGCAAUUGGUCAAUAGGCGCAGACUUAUGUUAUAUAACGAAUGAUUCUGGAAUAUUCAUUUCCGCAUCUAAAGCCGUAAAGGUCAUGCUGUACCAACGUAAAACUGAGAGACAUCCAUCUUAUAUCAGACGGACAACUUAAUACUUUUUUUUUUUUUACUGAAUAUACACGAUUUUAUUAAAAUGAUAAGCAUAUGAUAAAAAAAAAACUCGUUUUGCUUUCCUUCUAUCAGACCCUUCAUUACGGCAGAUAAAUAUGUUGAUAUGUAUUACAACUUUUAAAAUUAAAAUCAUAAACAUUUUCAGGUUUGGGGAUGUUUCAUUGUUAUGAUACUUCGCCACUUUAUAUCGUUGUUAAAAUAUAUAAUUGUUUUAUGUUGGAUUGACUUGGAAUUAUAAGGAUAUUGUUUGUAUUUUACCCCCAAAUCCAUGCAGUAAUUAUUUGGAAAAUUACAAAAUCGCUGUGCUGAACAUGAAUGGUGUUCGUCCCGGUACGGUCGCUCACAUAACGUGCAACUAUUUUCCCCAUUCAUAAUAUGUACUGAGAAUCUUAAACUGACUAUAACCCCUAUAUAAUUUAAAGUUUUUUUGGUUUUUUUCCUUGUUACAAGUUUCUUGAUUGGUUAAAUGUGAACAUAUGACCAAAAACCCAAACAGUUUAUAUUUGUAUUUGUAACAUUACUUACAGAUUUUCCGAAUCCACAUUUUCUAACCAACCAAUGUCGUACUCACCCUUACAUAAUUUACACUGUCCUAGAAACAGAAAGAUUUCCUGUUUUUCUUCUUUUUGGAAUAUUUGAACAUAAUAAUUAUUAAAAAAUAGACUAGACGUCUACAUCGUUUUUACAACAGUGACUCUCAGGUUCUAUCGCCUGCUAGAUAUCAAUCUGACAGUGUAGGCAGAUUCAAUCAAACCGAAACAAGAUUAGGUGUCUCGCGCUGCUUCAUUGUGUCAUAUCAGCCAGUUCAGCAACGAAAUUAGUAUAGGGAUCGAAUCUUGAUGUUUUAAGUAUUUGGGAGUAUGCACAGACGUUGAUUUUAGUUAUACAUACUUAAGACUAAUUUCCACGAACACGACAACCCCGAGCAUAGCUCCAGACUACCAGCACCCUAUCCCUGAGUGAUGCAGAGUUCGAAUUACAACACAAAAUGUUCCGAUGUUCUAUCGAGAUAUAGAAAUGUGUUAAAACAAACACUGUUUUGUCGCGCGUGCGUCAUCACCGGCCAACUUCCAUGCAUGAUCUCUUAUCCCUCUAAAGAACGACUUCACAACUUCAUCGGUUUACAAAGUUGAAAACUCCUCCUAGAUAGAGACGAUACGAUUAUAGCUCAAUCGAAAUGAAAUGGCUGUUUCUUCGUCAAUUUUCUCAAAAAGCCGAUUGAAACGGCUGAGGGAAAUUCUUACGUGGCUCAGUCUCAAGAUCUCAAAAAUGACGCCGCAAGGUUCCGUCAUAUCACUACACGUAAUUAUUAAAUUAAAUUAAAACGUUCGUUAUUUUAAAGAUGUUUUCAGUUUUCCUGUCACUGAGAUCCCCAAGAGAGUGACCGUACCAGCUUAAUUUUCUCUUACCCUGCUAGCCCUGUCAUAUGUAUAAUACACCGUUGAUGCUACGGGGCCGAUGCGUUGUCAACUUAGCAUUAUGGGCGUGACAUCAUACAUACUUGGGUAAGACAAGGAUUUGUUUACCCUGGACAGGUAAAUCCACACUUGGUUUGUUUCUCAACUACAAUGCAUAUGAUAUUAUUCAAUUUGUCUUGUUUCAAACUUAUAUAGAUUUAGGAGGUAUAUGAAAAUAAUUGUAUUUCUGAAUUGGUAUCUCAUUUGAUCUUAUAAGUAUGAGAAUUUAAAAAAAAUGCCAAAGCAAACCAUAACAUUGUGUAAAAAUUGAGAAUGUGUGACUGAAAUAUAAUGUGUUAUGUUUAAUGUACUGUUGAAAAACUUCAAAAAAUAAAUUAAAAAAUAAAUAAAUAUCCACAUUUUUUCCGUUUAAGAUAUCAUUUUCUCACAUAAGGGUUGAUAAUUGGGAUUCCCCAAUCAUCACAGUUGAAUGACGUCACGUUCACGAUGCAUUGAGCCCGUAUCAUCAAUAUUUUAUUAUAUAUAUACAAAGCAGACACAACAGGGUAAGAGAAAAUCAAACCUUUACCCAGGUGAAAUAGGGAAUCCCAACCACAAGGGUAAAGUUGCAAAACAAUCGGCAAGGUUUAUGUUUGGGGUCUGACAAAUUAAGAUUCCCCUACCAAACCAAACUGGUUUAUAUUCUAGUAUCUGGCUUUCAAGAGUGUGAAAGGCUAUACGCAGGGAAAACACGUGUUACUGUUUCCUUUCUUCUAUCAUACCUAUGAUUUUUUUCAUUUUUGGGUCGUCGCAUGAAAUGGUCAGUAUUAUCACAAACUGUUAAUUUAAACAGCUUAUGUGUAUCAUCUUAAAGUAUGUUGAAGUACUUCUUUAAUGUAAUUACAUUUCAAGGGAGAUGGCUUUACAUAAGAUUUAAAAUCUUGUUGCCAGAUCCUAUACAUAUUCCUAUUAACCUGUGUACUUAUUGCAUAUGAUAUAUAAAUGAAUAUUGUUUAAACCAAGCAGGGAAAGUGUGGCUACGCCUGUCCGGGCUUCAAUAGAUGUUGAUGAUCACGUUGUCGCGUCCUAUUGAUGCAGAACACCGUAAAUAUGCUUGAUUCUACAUUGAACUCUGUCUUCAUUCAGCAAGACGUUGGAUAAUCGAUGCAUUUUGUCGCCAUUUGAAAUACAAGGUCAUAUUAAUGGUUCUGUAGAUCCAUAUUUAGGAACAGUUUAGUCUUUUCAACACGCUUCACGAUAUUUGCUCAAUAGUGAAAAUGCGUUCUGACAGAUGUUCAGGUGAGAAAUUAAAGUAUGCUUUCAAUACUUUCAGACACACCCUCAAAUUGUACAAG